Messenger RNA from Cloeon dipterum, 3621 nucleotides. RefSeq names its product DNA damage-binding protein pic (gene pic). Gene Ontology annotation, biological process: DNA repair; proteasome-mediated ubiquitin-dependent protein catabolic process. The transcript is spliced from 17 exons. Bases 126 to 3551 code for a protein of 1141 amino acids. Gene Ontology annotation, cellular component: site of double-strand break; nucleus. The record is from RefSeq and is a predicted model, not a curated record. Gene Ontology annotation, molecular function: nucleic acid binding; protein binding. Lineage: Eukaryota; Metazoa; Arthropoda; Insecta; Ephemeroptera; Baetidae.
UUGGCGGCCAUUGGAGUCUGCCAUGCUGAAAAUAGCUGAUGCCAUUGAAUCCAAAACAAACGCUAAAGCCUUUUGAUAGGGAAAAUUGGAGGGUUAAAGGGUGCAUAAUCUAGUGGUGAAGCACUAUGUCCACCCACCAGUACGUCGUUACUGCCCAUAAACCGACAGCGGUAACCUCUUGUGUCACAGGGAAUUUCACGUCACCGACGGACUUGAAUUUGAUUCUCGCGAAGAACAACAGGCUUGAGUUUUACGUUGUCACUCCAGAAGGGCUGAGACCUCUGAAAGAAAUAUGUAUAUACGGCAAAGUCUGUGUAAUGAAAUUCUUCCGGCCAAAGACCGAAAAGAAAGACCUCCUUUUUAUCCUCACUGCCAGGUACAAUACUAUGAUCCUGGAAGCUAUUGGUGAAGGCGAUAAUUUGGAAAUCAAAACCAAAGCGCACGGAAACGUUGCUGACAAAAUUGGUAAACCGUCCGAGUCUGGGAUCAUUGCAAUUAUUGAUCCUGAAUCUCGAGCGAUUGGGCUGAGGUUGUAUGAUGGCUUGUUCAAAAUUAUACCCUUGGAAAACUGUGGAGAGCUCAAAGCCACCAGCAUCAGAAUGGAAGAAAUCCAAAUUCAAGACAUGGAAUUCUUGCAUGGUUGCCCAUCACCCACUGUGAUUCUGAUUCAUCAUGAUCAUAAUGGAAGGCAUAUUAAAACUCAUGAAAUUUCUCUCAAAGACAAGGAGUUUGUGAAGACCCCUUGGAAGCAAGACAACAUAGAUGCCGAAGCGUCAUUAAUCAUCCCUGUCCCAGAACCUUUUGGUGGAGCGAUCAUUGUUGGUCAGGAAACAAUUUUGUAUCAUGAUGGUACAAAUUAUGUUGCUGUCACUCCUCCAGUCAUUAGACAAAGUACAAUGAGCUGUUACGCUCGUGUGGACUCGAAUGGAGCUCGUUACAUGCUGGGUGACAUGUCUGGUCGUCUAUUUCUUCUUCUCCUAGAACACGAGGAGAAAAUGGACGGCUUACUAGUUGUAAAAGACCUUAAAGUUGAAGUUCUAGGUGAAGUUUCCAUUCCUGAGUGCAUAACCUACUUGGACAAUGGCGUUGUAUUCAUCGGUUCUCGACUCGGAGACUCGCAGCUGAUCAAGCUCAACAUCAAACCAGAUUCAAAAACAAACUCCUACAUUUCUGUCAUGGAAACCUUCACCAACCUUGCACCCAUCACUGACAUGGUUGUGGUUGACCUCGAAAAGCAAGGACAGGCACAGCUUGUAACCUGCUCAGGUGCGUUCAAGGAGGGAUCUUUGAGAAUUAUCAGAAAUGGCAUUGGCAUCCAAGAGCAUGCCACCAUUGAUUUGCAAGGAAUUAAAGGCAUGUGGCCUUUGAAGAUGGGUCCAUCAAAAGAGUUUGACAACACUCUUGUUUUGUCAUUUGUGCAACAAACUAGAGUUCUCUCGCUAAAUGGAGAUGAAGUCUCUGAAACCGAGAUUGUGGGAUUCCAGUCUGACUGUCAAUCAUUCUUCUGUGGCAAUGUCAACCACAAUCAAGUUCUCCAAAUCACCUCAGUCUCUGCAAGACUUGUUUCAACCGACUCGAAGCAGCUAAUACACGAGUGGAAACCACCUACAGAGAAAAAUAUCAGUGUGGUCGCUUGUAACAAAUUGCAAGUUUUGUGUGCCACUGGGAGUGAUCUGUACUACUUGGAAAUUGGAGACAAAAUCAUCGACCAGAAAGCUCACGCUGUAUUGGAGUAUGAAGUGGCCUGCUUGGAUGUUUCAUUGCUUGACACUGGAACUGAGAAAGCUUCAAUCGCUGCUGUUGGUCUUUGGACUGACAUUUCUGCCAGAAUUUUGAAGCUGCCAUCACUAGAUGAAUUAAAUAAAGAAUUCUUGGGUGGAGAAAUCAUCCCCCGCUCCAUUUUGGUCACUUGCUUUGAUGGGAUCAAUUAUCUACUAUGUGCUCUUGGAGAUGGCUCAAUGUAUUAUUUCAACCUCAACAAGGAGACUGGCAUAUUGUCUGAAAAGAAAAAGGUCACUCUUGGAACGCAACCGACUGUCCUUCGGACCUUUGGGUCAAGCACAAACAGUACCAAUGUUUUUGCUUGCUCCGAUAGACCAACUGUAAUCUACAGCUCCAACCACAAGCUAGUGUUUUCCAACGUCAAUCUGAAGGAGGUCAAUCACAUGUGCUCUCUCCACGCUGAAGCAUACCCCGACAGCUUGGCUUUGUCCAACGACAACACAAUGACUUUCGGAACAAUCGAUGAGAUCCAAAAACUACACAUCAGAACCGUACCCCUUGGAGAGUCUCCCCGGCGAAUCGCCUAUCAAGAAACAUCCCAAACCUUUGGUGUGAUCACGAUGAGACUGGACGUGAUGAAGGCGAGCGGACUUCAGCCUGCCCGGAACAGUGCUAGCACCCUGUCAACCAACACGAGCAGCUCGGCCGCUACCAUGUUCAAAGGUGCCGUCACAGCACCUGCUCUGGACGUUGGUCAAGAGACGGAAAUUCACAACCUGCUUGUGGUUGACCAGCACACCUUUGAGGUGCACCACUGUCACCAACUGAUGCCCUCCGAGUACGCCCUGAGCCUCGUUUCAGCACGUUUGGGCGACGACCCUAGGACGUACUACAUCGUCGGCACAGCACUGGUCAAUCCUGAGGAGAGUGAACCGAAGGCGGGAAGGAUCGUGGUGUUUUUGUUCGAAGAGAGCAAACUAACUCAGGUGUCUGAGAAAGAGAUCAAGGGUGCCUGCUAUUGCCUGAUCGAGUUCAACGGAAAGUUGCUGGCCGCGAUCAACAGCACUGUGCGACUGUUUGAGUGGACGACAGAGAGGGAGCUUCGCCUGGAGUGCAGUCACUUCAACAACAUCAUCGCCCUCUUCCUUAAAGCCAAGGGAGACUUUAUUUUGGUCGGAGACUUAAUGCGAUCGAUGACCCUCCUCCAGUACAAGACUAUGGAAGGAAACUUUGAAGAGAUUGCCAGAGAUUUCCAUCCAAACUGGAUGACUGCUGUUGAAAUCAUUGAUGAUGAUACGUUUUUAGGAGGAGAGAAUUCCUACAACUUAUUUGUUUGUCAAAAAGACAGUGCUGCAUCAGAUGAGGACAGACAGCAGAUGAUCGAGUGCGGUCAAUUUCAUGUUGGGGAUAUGGUGAAUGUUUUCCGACACGGCUCUCUGACAAUGCAACAUGUAUUCGAAACCUCUGUUCCAACGCAAGGUUGCAUUCUUUUUGGAACAGUCAGUGGAUCGAUUGGCUUGGUGACUCAGGUUCCUUCCGAAUUUUAUGAUUUCCUGUUGGCUCUUCAGCGGAAUUUGGUCACCGCGAUUAAGUCAGUUGGCAAAAUCGAGCAUUCUUUCUGGCGUAGCUUUAGCACUGACACAAAGACCGAACCAUGUGAAAACUUCAUUGACGGAGACCUUAUUGAGAGCUUCUUGGACUUGCCAAGGGACACCAUGCAAAGAGUUUCAGUUGGCCUUCAGAGAGAUGCUUCUGGCAGUGGUACCAAGCAAGAGGUCACUGUUGAUGAGCUGAUAAAAAUUGUUGAAGACUUGACCAGAAUCCACUAAUUUUUAUUUACAAAGUUUGUUUUCUUUUUUUCAAUUCUUUGAAUUAGUAAAGUCUGUGUAUAUAUACUUA